AACACAAUGUUCAAACAAGCGUGUCCAUACUCGCACUUGGCACCAGGACAUCCAAGGUGGCAGUUCAAUUAUUGACUGCGUGACCGUCUGCGUCUGCAAUGAUGCGGAUGCUGUGCCGUUCAGUCGUGGUGAAGGAGGAGCUGAGCCGAAAGGCAAAGCUCUCGAUUUACCAGUCGAUCUAUGUUCCCAACCUUACCUAUUGUUACCUGUGAGUCAUGACAGAAAGAACCAGAUCACAGAUACAAGUUUUCUCUGCAAGGUGUCAAGGCUCUCCCUUAUAGAGAGAGGGUGAGAAACUCGGUAUCAAGAGGAGCCAGAUGAGGUGGCUAGGUCAUCUGGUUAGGAUGCCCCUGGAUGCCUCCCUGCUGAGGUGUUCCGGGCACGUCCCACUGGGUGUGGAGGCCCCGGGGACAACCCAGGACACGCUUGAGAGACUAUGUCUCCCGGCUGUCCUCAUGGAGUUGGCUCGGGAUUCCCCCAGAACAGCUACACGAAGUGGCUGGGGAGAGGGAAGUCUGGACUUCCCUGCUUAAGCUGCUCCCCUCGUGACCUGUCCCUGGAUAAGUAAAAAAAAAAAAAAUGGAUGGAUCAGCAUCUCUGCCCCUUUCAUGUCCAGUCCACUGGUGUGUCAUCAGUGUGCCCCCCCCCCCCCACCCUCCGUUUCUAUAGGUAGUCCAUAAUGAUGUGUGUCCAUUGGCGUUUAUAGUGGCUGCCCCCUCCCACAGUCCGCCUUGGCCCUACCCACGUUUCCGAGGUCUCACUUUGGUUCAUCUCCUGACGUUCAAGUUCGCAGGAACGUCACGUCCGCACUUGAACUUGCAGCUCAAGGUUUGGGGAGGGCAUGAGGUGGAAGAGGAGGAGGAGGGGGGUCUUCUCUGCAUGCGCCCUCCAUCAUCAUCAUCAUCAUCAUCAUCACCAGCAUCAUCAUCAUCGUCGUCGCCACUCUCCCGUCGCGCUAAAAGUCAUGAGGAUCUCUUCCACGCAGUCCGCAGCGCGUUACUUCCCCUCGUCGGCGUGCGUGUGAUCCGCGCACCUCACUUUUGCACUUUUGCGUGUUUUGAGCGCGGCUCGUGAUUCUCACGGACGUCAGACGCAUCCAUGAGGAGAUUUUCACUUGGACUUUACCUGGAUUUCCCAAUGUGAGAAGCCGCCACUCCAGCCAACAUGUCUCGCCGCAAGCAAGGCAAGCCCCAGCACUUGAGCAAACGGGACUUUUCGCCUGAGCCACUGUCAGGUGUUAUACCAGAUGAAGACUGUCAGGAGUCCCCCAGGCUGGGUGUUGCUCAGGGCGAACCCCUAAAAGGGGACCAGGACCUGCUGACCUGCGGCCAGUGCCAGUCCCGCUUUCCCUUGGCUGACAUCCUGCUGUUCAUUGAACAUAAACGGAGGCAGUGUCACGGAGGUCUGUGUAUGGACAAACCCCUAGACAGGCCACCGUCCUCGCCUCUCUCCUCGCCCCUCUCCACGUCAUCCUCGCACUCAAGGAACCACCACCCACGUAGGGUAUGUCACCCCGUUGAGGUGGCCGUUCAGGUGUCGCCGCAGGACGAGGAUUGUUUAUCAACACCCUUGCACGGAAUAAUUCCCAAGCAGGAGAAUAUCACAGAUAAAGAUGAGCCCAGCAGUUACACCUGCACCACAUGCAAGCAGCCCUUCACCAGCGCCUGGUUCCUUCUCCAGCAUGCUCAGAACAGCCACGGUUUCCGCAUCUACCUGGAGAGUGAGCCAGGCAGUCCCCUCACCCCUCGCGUAGCUGCUGCCCCUGGGAUGGGAGGUGACUGUGCCUCAUCCCAGCCUCCCCUUCACGCUGUCCACCUGGCUGAUGGUAGUCCAUACAGCCUGCUGCGAAUGCCGGGGUCUGGGUCCGGACGGGAUUCGGUAUCGACUCCUCGAGAGGGUCGUUAUCCCCGAACCCCACCCCUGUUCAGCCCGCCCCCGCGUCAUCACCUCAGUCCUGAUGACCUGGCCCUGGCAACCCACCAUCCCAGCGCCUUUGACCGGGUGAUGAGGCUUAAUUCAAUACCACUUGAACCUCCCCCAAGCAUGGACUUUUCCAGAAGGCUCCGUGAACUGGCUGGAAAUGCCACAGGAGCCUCACCACCUCUCUCCCCUAAUAGGCCCACGCCUAUGCAACGGAUUCUUCAACCAUUCCAGCCAGGUUCAAAGCCUCCAUUCUCUGCAACACCACCUCUUUCCACCUCUCAGUCACCUUCUGGCUCGAGGUCUACCCCCAAUCCCACAGCCAACACAGCUCAACCGGGCACGCCAUUAAAGGCAAAGUCUUGUGAGUUCUGUGGGAAGACUUUCAAGUUCCAGAGUAACCUUAUUGUGCACAGACGUAGCCACACAGGGGAAAAGCCAUUCAAGUGUCAUCUGUGUAACCACGCAUGCACCCAAGCAAGCAAGCUAAAACGACACAUGAAGACACACUGUCAGAGCAAGUCUUUGGCGCUUAAUACCAAGUCAGAAGAUGGCCUUUCGACAGCUAGCUCUCCUGAGCCUGGUACCAGUGAGCUGAUGGGCAGUGCCACUGAUGCUCUCAAGUCAGUGGUGGCCAAGUUCAAGAGUGAGAACAAUGGUCUGAUGGCUGAGAAUGGAGAAGAGGAAGAUGAUGAAGAUGAUGAAGAUGAGGAGGAACAGGAGGAAGAGGAAGAAGAGGAGGAGGAAGAGGAGGAAGAGGAAGAGGGUGAGGAGGAGGAGAUAGAAGGUAAGCCUGUGGUCAGAGAUGUUGAAGAGGACAGGAAUGACUAUCGCUUUAGCCUGAGGUUAGAAGGCGCUCGCCACCACCAGAACAGUUUGGCCCUGCACCCUCGGCGUCGGAGCUCCUCGCAGGAGCCAGCUGAUGAGGAUUCAGCCAUGGAGUCAGACCGGGCAGAUGAUGUGACCACAACAACUAUCAAUGGGCUGGCACCUUUAUCCACUGACGGUCUAUCCAGAAAGUUGUUGGGUGGAGGCAUUAGCCCAGGCUCUCUCAGUCCUCUGUCCAAACGUAUCAAGGUGGAAAAGGAUCUAGACCCCCCUACGCCCACUAUUGCAAACUCAGAAAACGUCUACUCCCAGUGGUUAGCAGGCUAUGCUGCCUCACGACAACUCAAGGACCCCUUCAUCAACUUUACUGGUGGAGACUCCAGACAAUCGCCCUUUGCCUCCUCAUCUGAGCACUCGUCUGAGAAUGGGAGCUUGCGCUUCUCGACUCCGCCCGGCGAGCUGGAUGGUGAACGGGCCGCUUCGGGACGCAGCGGCACAGGCAGCGGGGCCAGCACACCCCACGGUGGCAGCGGGAACGGCAGGCCGAGCUCCAAGGACGGCCGCCGCAGUGACACCUGUGAGUUUUGUGGGAAGGUAUUCAAGAACUGCAGCAACUUGACAGUGCACCGGCGCAGUCACACUGGAGAGCGGCCCUACAAGUGUGAACUGUGCAGCUACGCCUGCGCCCAGAGCUCCAAGCUCACACGCCACAUGAAAACCCAUGGACAAAUGGGAAAAGACGUUUACAAAUGUGAAAUAUGCCACAUGCCUUUCAGUGUCUACAGUACUCUCGAGAAACACAUGAAGAAGUGGCACAGCGACCGCCCUCUAGCUAACAACAUUAAGACCGAGUAGGCAGUGAACAGCAUGCUGUACGUUUUCUCUUUCAGCUCCUUUGGCUAAAAUGCAACCCUGGCUAUGUAGCCAAUAGAUGAACGGAAUCGACUACAGGGUCAGACAACAGUACACAGUACAGCCCUGUUAUCGUUCCCAUCCACUGGGGAAAUACUCUUGUAUGAAAUAAAACAUUUUGAGCCUUUCUAUUGUGCAAUAAUUUACACAUUUUAUAUAUAUAUUUUUUUUUUGUAACUGGACAGCAUGCUUGUUGUGUUUAUGGCUACUCUAAAACUAUCAGUGACUUGUUGUACUCGUGUUGCUGUUGAUCCUUUUGAUUUAGCCAACAUAUUUAAGCCCUUGCUGCAGACAGUACAUACUGUUUUACAUAUCAUGUACAGUUUUGUUUCCAAGCAUAUUGGAACAGUGUCAUAUUAUUCAAACAUCAAGAAAAGCAGGGUUAAAUUUAAAACUGAUCUUUGUGAAUGAUUUUCCAUGCAAGAUAGACAAAAAAUACCUAUAUGUACAUAAAUAUAUAUACAAGGACUGGGCUGCCUAUGAAAUGCUAGGCACUAGCACCAUGACUUAUUUCUUUUACAAACAAUGAAAUUGAUAAUAUGGUGUAAAAUGACAACAAAGAGUGCCUUGGAUAGUUUACCUGCAUUAGUUAAUCCUCUUUUUGCUAUAAACUCGGCGUUUCAGACGUAGAUAAUUACAGGACAUUUUGUGCACAUAUGGAAUAAACAGGUCCUUGCAUCAAGCACCUGUACAACCCUGUCGUGUUGUGACUGAGCAGAACAUUAAGAAACCAGCUGAAACAAAAUUGAAAAGAAAAAAACACCAUGUUAAUCUCUGGUAAAUCAUUUAACUGCCUGACUCAAAUAUAUUUUCAUUCUUCAGAUUAUAAUUCUGUUUACUGGCAUGUUACAUGCUCAAAAGGUGGGUGGAGGUUUUUGUUUUCUAGUACAUGUGUAUCAUACUGAGAGGGUACUCUGAGGAGUUGUUUUAGCCAACAUGAAGCUCUUAAUUUUCCAGAGUGUUUAUUUUCUUUGAAAAUUGAACUUUUCUGUUUUGUGUGUGUUUGUGUUUAAGUAAGACUUUUUUUUUUUUUUGCGUCAUCCAGGCAGUCUGUGUAGCCAGCAUUAACUUGAAGACCACAGUCUUUUUUUUACAUCAGGCAGAGUUUGAUUUUGGUGAGGGUGGGGAUACUUGGCGUGGGUCAGGGUUAUGGAACGGGAGUGGGCAUAACCAGAUGUCUCUACAAUUCAAAUGUUUUAUGCCCUCUUCAUUCUCUUGACUGUGUUAGAUUUUAACAUUUUUAUAAACUCACAUUGAUAAUGCGACUAAUUUCCAAAUUGAAAAUAUACAGACACAUACACACGCACACACUGUUAUUUUUUUUCUUUUUUAGUUACUUGUUGUGACUCAUUUUAACUGUAGUAUUUCCUCUCACCGCCCUGCCAUUUUUUAAUAAUGAUAGCACUUGUCACUCUGCCUACAGUCUGUAUCUGUCUCUCUAAUCGGAGGUACAGUCGGUUGAGUAUAAAAUGAGGACCGGAUUCCAUAUCUGGGACUAUUUACGUGCACUGUUCCGUUUCCCCAGUUUACAGGUGGAAGCUCAAGGGAAAAACUUAGCUCUUGUGCUGACUGAUACAGUAACUGUGGUGUCAUUUAAACAAAAAAAAAAGUGAGUUAAAACCUUUGCUAUGUCUUGAGAGCUAAACAUCAGUUUGGUUCAAUUGGGUAUCAAUGCAGGAAAUGCCAUAGAAAUGUCCUGCAUCAUACUAACCUUAAAAAUAUACCCUUCAGUACAGUAAAACUUAAAGAACUUACCUUUUUUUUUCUAAAUUGUAUUGUUGAUUUUUAAAGUACAUGUCAUGGUCUCAUGGGGAGAAUUUAAUUUAAAUUUUAUUUUUGAGUUGUGUUGUUGUUUCUCUUUCCUGUCUUGUUGACAUUCAGGACUUUAUCACUAUGUAUUGAAUUGUAAUGAACAUGUCUUGUAUCUUUUUUGCCUUUACUGUACACAAGUCUUCAGGUUGAACAAAAAUGUUUUACAUCGGGGGAGAUAUAUGAUAAAUAAAUAUAUAGAGAGAACUUAAACACAUAGGAAAAUGCACACUCAUGUCAGUUCCUAAGUUCAAAAUACAUUUAUGGUCGACUUUUUUUUGUAUUUAGAAUUGCAUUUGAAAUUAAUGUUCACUUAGUGUAGGCACUUAUAGUAUUUAUGUUGGAGCCUGUAUUUUUUAAUGGUUUUGCCUGUACUCUUUAAAGGUUUCAAUGUACCCUCUUUUCUGUAGUGAAAAAAAAUCCCAACAAGCUGCCACCGUAUAUUUUCUUAAUUUGGCAGGAUAAUAUAGUGUGAAUAAUUUGUAUGCUUGAAAAUAAGUAUGUUUUUGAAAACUAAAAUGUUGUGGUGUUUUCCAAUGGUGAGAGGUCAUAUGAUGACCUUUUCAGGCAGUCCUGCUGGACUUACCACAAUGAGGUAAAAAAACAGGUGGUUGUAAAUAUCCUUUUUGUUUUUUUUCAGUUUUUCUCCUGCCAUUUUAUAUGCAGUAAUACAAGCUAUUGUUGGGUUUUAUUGUUAGCCAACUUUUUACUGUCCUUAAACAUGUACCACGUGAUAACAUUCCAGCUGUUAAUGAAAAAUAACUUUUUUUCAUAUGCAAUCAGUCCAUCAUAAAUCUGAAAAGCAAUGUUUUUAAUUUGAUGAAUUUAUUUUAUUUUAAAUUUAUUUUCUGUUGCAUUUUACUUUGCCAAAACAACCACAGUGCUUGAUUUACAUAGGGUAUUUGUCAUAUCAUACUGUAUGCAAGUUAUAUUGUCAAUAUGAGAAAAUGAUAGAAAGAGGUUUGCUACAUGUUGUUACAGCAGAUGGUACUGAUGUACAUCCAUGUUUCAGCCUGAUCUCAGUCUGUGUUCUGUACUCUUAUCUGCUCUCAACUGAACUUGAAGUUGACAUUGGUUGACAUUAUUUAUUAUGACUGUGCACCCACAUCCAGUAUAUGCUCUGUUCAGAACAGAGUCACAGCAAGAUGUGUCUGUUUAUUGACCACCACCCCUCCCCCGCCCCCCUUUUUGAUGAAAUCUGACGGCUUGGUUUCUCUGUUUGAUGACCAAAGGUCACAGAUCAACAUUUAAGAGUUCCUAGUCAGCAUACAUAUGUUGUUAUUAUUUUUCAGUUAUGGAAAUGCCACUGUUUUCAGCUGUUGCCUGCAUUUUUCUCUUCACUCAGCCAUUUUGUCUUGGGGAAAAAAAUAAAACGUAUGACUUACAUACCGAA
Molecule: messenger RNA, 6862 nt
Organism: Phyllopteryx taeniolatus (common seadragon)
Lineage: Eukaryota; Metazoa; Chordata; Actinopteri; Syngnathiformes; Syngnathidae
Product: B-cell lymphoma/leukemia 11A-like
Exons: 4
Coding region: 1165-3603 (812 amino acids)
Biological process (GO): regulation of transcription by RNA polymerase II; negative regulation of dendrite development
Cellular component (GO): nucleus
Molecular function (GO): RNA polymerase II cis-regulatory region sequence-specific DNA binding; DNA-binding transcription factor activity
Source: RefSeq, a predicted model, not a curated record